UUAAGGUCAAACAUAACCCAUAGGCUCAGAUCACAUGAGCACUGUGUGUGAUGUUUACAUUUACCGCCCGCCACCUGUAAACAAUAGAUAAAUGAGGGGUGUGAACGAUGGAUGACAACAAAAACACGAACACCAGGCUUUCCAAUCGACAGAUCCAGGUUGCAAGACGGAAUGUCGUUUCUGUUUGCAGAUUCUGUGUCAAGAGCCUUAUAGACAAGGCCUGUUUCAGCAAUAUUGACGAUGAAUGCGAGGAAUUCAUCAACUUCUGUGCAGUUCUGGAACAAGUGCUUCUACACAGGAUCAGGCCUUACAGAACCACCUGGUACCGAGGUGGGGACAAUCGCUCCUUUUGGGAAUAUGUUCGUGCAGCUUGUCGACAUGUGCCCCAGAGCUGCAUAGCAAGCAUAGACGCCAUAGAGAAUAUAAAGUCACCGUCUGCCAAGGGCCGAGCUUUCAUUCGAUGUGCACUGAUGGAGAAGAAGUUGUCCGAGUAUUUAGGUGCUGCAAUCAAGCAACAGAACAUCACAAGGAAGCACUACCUAGAUGGAGCCAUAAUGCUGUCUGAAGAUGCCAAUAUGCUGUGUGGAGUGUUCCUAGGACUCAAUACCAUUGACUUCAGCUUCUGUCUGAAGGGAGAGAACAUGGACUUGUUAGGACCCCUGGUAAUAGACUUCACACCGUUUCUACAGUUCCACCAGAGUGUGGAGAGUGUUUCUAGUGACCUGGAAGAAAUGAGGGAGCUGUCCAACUCCAGCAUCAGCAGCAGCAUUAUGAGCGAGGACGUUGUGGACGACGCCAGCUGGCGGAACAAAUACAAGAACCUGGAACACAAGUUCAAGAGCGCCUGUGAACAGAAGGGCUACCUGGAGGAACUGGUACGUCUCCGAGAGCGUCAGGUGGAGGAGAUCUCUGCUGACAACCAGAGGAUGGAGAUGCGUCUGCAGUAUGUGGAGGCAGAGGGUCAGCGUGACCGACUGAUGCUGGAGAAUGUCGUGCUGGAGCUCCAGGAACAGCUUGCAACGGUGAAGUCUGAGCGGCAGACGUUGCAGCAGAGACUGUCCCUGCUGCUGGCCAUGAGGCAGCCACCAGGCCCGAGGCAGGUGCGGGAGAUCCAGAUGGCAGACAUGGCCAGUGAGGGGAUACAUUCUGCUCACUCCACCGGGGAACUUGAUUUAAUCUCCUCAACCCGUCACCUUCAGAAUGUCCAGCAACAGGACAACAAGAGUCUUCUUUCAGGAUCAUCCGGUCAGUUUACAGCAAAGGAGGACAACCACAGCAUGAUCCCACUGACCGGGUCACUCACAGAUGUCCAGGUUCGACCAAUGGACACUCCAGUUCAUCAGAGUGGGAAAACCGAGCAUACAGAAAUGACUGAAUUGCACAGUCCCAGUCAUCAAGAUGCUGAUCCUUCCCGAGAAGCUCCUGGCCAGCAGAGACAUGAAUCCACUGACAUUGAGAGUUCCACGGAAGUGGAGGCAGACUACAGGGAGAGGGCACCUGCUCUAGCUUUCCCCAGCUUCAGUUGCGUGGAUCUGGAUGGUUCCUUAGAUACUUGUGAGGAUGAAGAAGCUGGUGAUUUGUCUGCUUUAGCUGCAGAGGACAUGCCAGGUGAUCCGUUAGGUAUUGAGAAGGGCAGAGUGAAGCCAACUCAGGCAGUUGAUACAGCAGACAAUCAAGAAACUGAAUCUGAGGGGGACAAACUUGAAAGCAAAGAGGAUGAUGAUUGUGUUUCUGAUGUCAAUAAUUCAAAUGGCGAUUUAGUUGAGAGUAAUGAAAAGACUGAUAGUGGUAAUAGCGAUUAUGAUAUUGUAAACCCAGAUAAUGAAAAGUCUUCCUCCAAUGAGUCAAGCAUUGAACUGGCAGAGGCUCUGGAUUCGGGGAAAAGUGAUAUGGCUUUGGGUGAAUCCACAGAAGAUGAAUAUCUGAGGAUUGGUAGUGAUGAAGGACAGAGUGAUUCCCAAACAGACAUUCCACAUGAGAAAGAAGAAAACUCAGAUGAAGAGGCUGAUGAUUCCAAGAAACAAGCAUCAGAUAGAAAAGAGACCGAUGCAUCAGACCCUGCUGAAAAUGUUUCAUCUGGUCCUGAGAAUCAGUUGGAUGAGGAAAAGAUGCAAAUUGAGCCAGUUGAGCAGACGGGCAAAGAUGCACCAUUGUCUCCUGGGGGAGAUUCAGGCUCAUCUGAAGGUGAUAAAGAAUGGGACUUUGUCUCCGACUCCCAAGGAAAUGGACAGACAGUGAGUGCCAAGGAAAAAGCUUGUGAUGAUCAGAAAGAUGAAGAAGCAUCUUAACUCGGACAUGACAAGUGUGAACUAGAUGUAGUGUAUGAUUAGUAGUGUAUGAUUAGUUUUAGAAGAAGAUUGCAAUCGGCAUGAUGACAUGACAAAGUGACCAAAUAUUUAUGGUAAUCGUCUUCAGUUCCCUUGUCAGACCAACUUUGUAUUGAAGAAAAACAGGCUUUACUUUUACUGUGAUGUAUUUGGUUUUGACAAAAUUACCGUAAAAGUAAUGUAUUCUUGUGACACAUUAUGUGAGCCAUAUCACAUAAAAUUUUAGUGACUCAAACCAAUCUCAGUGCUGCAGCCAGACUGCGUAAUUGCAUGAUUCCCGCUAAUUGUACUUACCUUGGCAAUUUAUUUUUAAAUGUAUGCACCAACAAUGGCACAAAUUUAUAUUUUAAAACACGUUUUUAUGUAUCGGGCUUGUACUUAAUUUCAAAAUACGACUAUUUUCAUUGAAAGUAAUGUCAAACAUUCGGAAAUCAAAAUCAAAAUAUUUAAACGUCCGCAUUUCAAAACUGGGCUUCCUAAGCUCUGCACAUUGCUAGUACGUCUAUUUGCAUACAAAACUGUAAUAUAAAUUGCUGUAAAGAGCUUGUUUCGCUGUAGGGAUCACAACUUGAUGUAAAGAGUUUAUCAUCAAAUCUUGUUGGCUGUCAAAAUGUCAAAGAGAAGGAUUACACUUUUCGUUAUUGGCCCACAUUUUCUGAAGGAAAUCAUUGGUGCAGCACUGAAAUCUUUUGCUAAUAUCUUGGAUACAGAUGGUUUCACAUGGUUUUGAUUCUGGCUUAAACUUUGUCCUCAAGAACCACUGGUGUUUAGCAAAAACAUCUAAAUCAUUAUCAACUUGUAAUAGUGGCUGACUUGGUUGAUAGUGUCUGAUGUACGCCAAAGACAUAGAUAGACGUAAACAAAAAUAAAGGGCUAGAUUAUCUCUUCCAAACUCUAUUAUUUAAAGGUCACUGUCCUUUGUCUUGAGUGUUUUGACUACUGAAACAAUAUGUAUACUAAAUCUGAGACAUGGAGAUAAAAUACUUUAAAAAUUACCCUUUAACUUUGAUUUGCGUACAAGUGUGCAUGAAUUUAUAAAACCCCAUAAAUAUAACACUGUUUAGUUUACAGCUUAUGAUCACCUUUUCAUAUCUCUAUUUACACAUAAAGUACAGGCAUAUUUUAUUCAUAAACUGCAGAGAAUAAUGUACUAAGCAGUAGGGCUGGGAUGGGUAACCCAGAUACCCGGGAGGGGUGGGUAAUGAGUUGGACCCGGGUACCCGUCUCAAUACCCGGACCCACUAUGAUCAUGUGACUAAUAGAUUAAACAAUGUAAUAUAUUAUUCUUUCAUGAUUAAAAGGUUGUAUUGUCUUUGAAGAUUUAGACAUAAUUACAGUCACUUUGCUUGAAUAUUAUACAUGGCUAAGAUAUUGAAAAACUCGAAAUUUUAGCCUCCGAGCUGAAAAAAAUAUAUUGCAAUUUCUUACACAUUUGAUGUCAGGAAUUAACAUAUCGGGUAUCCAGUUAGGGUAAUAGGGGGUGGGGUUACCGGGUAGAAAAUUUGGACCCGUCCCAGCCCUAUUAGGCAGUGAUGUCUCACUAUGUGUAUUGCUCUUGUAAGCUUAUGUAACAAACAUGUAGCAUCAUGAAUUGAAGAAAAUUUAGAGGUUGCCUGCAACAGCCAUUCAAGCAGAAUUAUUGUAAAAGUAUCUCAUGGGUAUAAGAAAUACCAAAGACUUGGCCAAGGGGAGUAAUAAAUAUAAAAAAUACAUAUCAAAUAUUCAAUAUGAAUGCCAACCUGAGGAAAUACUCCAUGGGAGUAGAUAUCUUGAACCCCAGUACCCAUAUGUCAACUUAAAGUUGAGACUUGAAUUGAUGACAUACUUUUAAUAUUAAAGGAUUAAAAUGAUGAAACAAGGCUGUUCAAAGAAACCUUUCUGGACAAUUUGUUGAAAAAUUUUGAAUCCCAAAUCUUUGCAUUAAGGGCUUCAGUUAAUUUUUCUUCAUGUUACUAAAGUAUUCUGUUUCACAGCACAGGAGCCAUUUGGCAGAAAAGUGUUUAAGUCAGGAGUUACCCCUCUUGUUUCAGUGGCAAAGUGAAGCUGUUCUAUUUUAGAAAGAGCACUUUCGUUUGUUCACACGACUGUACAUUUAUAUCUCGAUUAAGUACUGGCACAAGUUCUCUACAUAUCCUAAAACAAAGCCAAAUACAGAAGUUACAUUGCUUAUAUUUCAGAUUGCACUCCAUCCUUCACACUCAAAGCAGAUUGCACGAUUUCACAGUAACUGUGUCAUUUGUGCUGUCAAGUGUUUGUCGUUUAAGGCACGUCAUGCUUAAAUGUACAAGUUCCCUGAAUCAUGUUCUAUAACUUGUAUACUUUACUGUAUUUCAUCAGCAUAAUAAUAUACUUCACCUGACCAAAAUGGUCGCGCCUAUGGACGCAAGUUCCUGUGCUCUGUUACAUUAUGUAAGAUGUAGGCUUUACAUGCAGACACCAAAGAUUCUUGGAUGAGUGUAGAAAUCCAAACAUGCAAUUGCAGUCAAAUGGUUAACUCGUGCUUUCUUCUUUGUAACCGUAUAUAUCAUCAGUAUAUAAAUAUUAUAGUUAUGAAAGAUGAAACUGAUAUUUAACUUUUAGUAUUACAAGAAUGAGGUAAGGUCUAAGAGUGACAUGACAAUCUGAUCUAAUUGUUUCUCAUCCAGGUAAAAUUUUGGAAGUGAUAUGUUUUUAUGUUCACUGUAAUUGUUUUGAUCUGAAAACAAACCCAACAACAAUUUGGUCAGACGAAAUAGCUGGUCAGUGGCCCCAGAACCCCUUGAAUAUAUCUUGUUGAAACUCAUCACAGGUCAGUCUAGUAAGGACCUUGUGCCUUUUUGUGAUUAUGGAUUUUCUGGGUUUUUAUUUGUUUUCAUGAUGGCAAGAUGGAUUUUACUGAAAAUGAGGGUAGGAAAAUGUCUCUCGUUUCCAGAGAAUACCUCCAAAACCAUUGAAUAUUUCAUGAUGACACUUGCCAUGCAGUCAAGUCUAGUGCUACCUUUUGAUAAUUUCUUAUUCUGGAAAAUUUUGAUGGCAUUAUGUUUUUUUUCACAGAACGGGAGGUAUGUACAUGUAGUGGCAAUGGAGCAAAAGUGGAGUGUUAGUAGACGAACUGCGUUUAUGAAUUGCACCAGUCCGGGUGAUAUGUCAUUUAAUUAUAUUAAAAUAUAAUGGCAACCAUCAGAAAAUGUUGAAUAAACAUGUCAGCAAUCUGAAAGGAAAACAAUACUUACAAAAUAGUCAUUUGUUAAUAGGAAGUGGGGUUACCUCUUUGUUAAAGCUAGAUUGUUAAACGGAGACCAGGCACGAUCAGCCACAGGCGUAUUAUGUGUAAACCCUGUAGCUGAUGUCGUGAACGUUGUUACAAGUGGCACCAAACCAGUCACCCACUUGUUAUUCAUAACAUUCAUAAUGGCUGAUUCUUGUGUAGUCACUGAUUUAAUGUUGUAGUGUCGACAUGUAUAUAACUGUUAAACGUGACGCUAAAUGUAUUGUAUAUAUUGGAAUAUGCAUUUGUUUGAUCACCGGUAUUAUGAAGCUCGGUGUACAAUCAGUUUAAUCAUUGUCAGCUUUGACACUGAACGUUUGUUUCCGGCGCUGUUAAGCCUGUCCUUUUGUCCUGUGAUAUAAGUUUACUGAAGGGUAAAACCAUACCGUACUUCCUCUAUUAGAAGCUGAGGCGUCAAUCAGCUUCUGCGCAAGCACUUGACCUGCUGUCCUGGCAAACUAUUAUCGAAACGUUCGCAGCCCUACGAACUUCUUAAGCCCUUUUCGUAACACAUUGGCUACGAACAAAGUUAAGAAUUCUUAGGGCUUCGAACGUUUCGAGAAUAAGGGCCCUGGAAGAACAGAACAGAAUUUUAUUCUCAAAAACAUUUGAAGAGGCACAAACUGUGUUUUAUAUAUUUGGAUGAUUUGAGGAUGAGUGGUUGAUAAUAACAUUUCAUGAGAAAAAUAAAUUUACAGAUUGAGGGAUUCACAGAAAUAUUUGAGUAAAAAGGCUUUUCGUUGUUCAACAAGAGAUGGACAUAAGUAAAAAAUGGAAUUCGUCGCAUACAGCUUGAUUUCAAUGUCCAUGUCUGUUCUGUUUUUCCCGACACGGGACAGCUAACCGAUUCCCGAAAACAGUCACACAAAGGGUACGCUUGCGAUAAACGAUCAUAUUUAAUUACCCGGGUUCUAAUAGACGCAUGUCUUCUAUUUAGUGGACAGCUUAUGGCUCAGUACCUGAAGGAGGAAAUGUGGCGGUGACUUUUUGUUGUACAUUUAUACAUGUAAACAUUCCUGGUCAGAUAUGCUUUCCUGGUAAUAUCACGUAUUUGUGCUCAUUUGUUUCGUUCUUGAAAACUCAUAUUCUUUUAUGUGUAUCCACAUUUUCAUCAACAUUUUAUUUUAACGAUUGGAACAUAAUAAACUAUUUUCAACUAA
Molecule: messenger RNA, 6734 nt
Organism: Haliotis rubra (blacklip abalone)
Lineage: Eukaryota; Metazoa; Mollusca; Gastropoda; Lepetellida; Haliotidae
Product: RUN domain-containing protein 3B-like
Exons: 10
Coding region: 108-2288 (726 amino acids)
Source: RefSeq, a predicted model, not a curated record